AUGGCUGCAUCUCAAGCUAAUGAUCCUAGAAGCACAGUUUCUAUUUCAAGGAUUGUGUCUGUGAAUCCCAAACUUGUGCAACCUCAGGGGGUUUUGACCCUUUCAAAUUUGGACAGGCAGUGUCCACACCUCAUGCACUUGGUGUUCUUCUACAACAACCUGCCUCACCAAAGGUUGAAGGAAUUGUCCCUCAAUUCAGUGUUCUCCAACUUGAAAUCUGGCUUGGAAGAUACCUUGGCUCUAUGGUAUCCUGGUGCAGGUAGGCUUUGGCCGAAUCAAAGUGAUGGCAAACUCAAUCUCUGGUGCAACAACCAUGGUGCAGUUCUGGCAGAGGCCGAAACCUCUGUCAAAAUCUCACAACUUGGAAACCUCUCUGAGUACAAUGAAUUCUUUGAGAAGCUGGUUUAUAAGCCAGCUUUUGAUGGGAACCUCUCAAACAUGCCUCUGAUUGUUGCUCAGGUUACUAAAUUUGGUUGUGGAGGGUAUUCAAUUGGUAUUGGAACAAGCCACUCAUUAUUUGACGGGCCAGCAACCUAUGACUUCUUGUAUGCAUGGGCUUCAAAUUCUGAAAUUGUGAAAGGAAGAAGCAAAUCUGAUGAACUUCCAAAGCCAGUGCAUGAGAGAGGGAUACUUCUGAGUGGUACUCUUCGAGGCCCAAGAGGGACAACAAAUUUUCCUUCAGACUCAAGUUCAAAUGCUAAGAAAGCAAGGGCCAUGGCAAUAGAUCACUUAUAUCAACUAAUAAUGCAAACAGCUUGUGCACAAAAGGGUUCUCUGCAAAUCGGAGCACCUUCGAAUCCAAAUAAGUGUGUUCUGAAAACCUAUCAUCUUUCAGGUGCAAUGAUAGAAACCUUGAAAAGGAAACACUUCCCCAUGCAGAGAGGUUCACUUCCUUUCUCAACCUUUGAAGUUCUUGCUGCUCAUCUUUGGAAGAAGUAUAAGGCAAGGAGCAAAGGUUUAGCGGUGGAAAAGGAGAAGCUAGUAUGCCUCCAAUUCGCGGUGGACACAAGGAACAAGAUGACACCCCCAUUGCCAAAAUCUUUCAGUGGAAACGCAUAUGUUCUGGCCUCCAUCAUGAUGGCAAUGGGAGAAUUGGAACAUGCAAGCCUUCAGUGCAUCAUUGAGAAAAUAAGAGAGGUCAAGAACAAGGUGAACCAUGAAUAUGUGAGAGCCUACGUUGAGGCACUAGAAGGACCCCAACAAGGUUCAUCUCUCCCUCCACUUAAGGAGCUAACCUUGGUUUCUGAUUGGACAAGGAUGCCCUUUCACAACAUUGAGUUCUUUCAUGGCAAAGCAACCUAUGCAUCCCCUCUUGCCACUCCUAUUCCACAGGUCGCGUACUUCAUGCAAAGCCCUAGUGACAACAUGGGCGUUGAUGUCAGAAUUGGCUUGGAAGCCGAACACAUAAUUGCUUUUACUGAAAGCUUUUUAAGCAUAGCGUGA
Molecule: messenger RNA, 1443 nt
Organism: Sphenostylis stenocarpa
Lineage: Eukaryota; Viridiplantae; Streptophyta; Magnoliopsida; Fabales; Fabaceae
Source: the annotation of a GenBank genome assembly